Lingula anatina is the source of this 1011-nucleotide messenger RNA. Its product is annotated as THO complex subunit 5 homolog A-like. Gene Ontology annotation, biological process: mRNA export from nucleus. Gene Ontology annotation, molecular function: mRNA binding. NCBI's taxonomy places the organism in Eukaryota, Metazoa, Brachiopoda, Lingulata, Lingulida, Lingulidae. The record is from RefSeq and is a predicted model, not a curated record. Gene Ontology annotation, cellular component: THO complex part of transcription export complex.
UCCUGUUCAACAGGAGCGUGGAAACUUGAAACGAACACAACCCCUUUGAAAAUGUCUACAAGUUCGCCAAAAGAGAAAGAAAAGAAGAAGAAAAGGACAAUACGGCCAGAAAUAAGUGCCCCAAAGAUCCAGACUGGUCGUCAGUUCUCAGAAGAGGAUGAAGUGGAGAAGAGAGAUCCACUGGAUGAUUUAAAGGAACAUAAGCAGGCAUGCAGUGAGAUAAGGAAUUCCAUUAAAAGUAUAUCAGCAAUGAAGGACGCUGGUAAACCAGACACGGGAGAGGUGGAGGAGCUGCGCACACAGGGCACACUUCAGUUUCUUGUGCUCAAGAAACUCAACCGUUUGGCACACAUCCGCUGCAAGAAAGUGAGGGACAGCACCAAUGAGGCCAAACAGAAGAUAGACCAAUAUCACCUACAGUUACAGAACCUGCUGUAUGAAGUCAUGCAUUUGCAGAAGGAAAUUACAAAGUGUCUGGAGUUUAAGUCCAAAGAUGAAGAAAUAGACCUUGUCGGUGUGGAAGAUUUCUAUAAAGAGGCACCCCCAGAAAUAUCAAGACCAGAGGUAACCAAGAAUGACCCACAUCAGCAGACCCUGGCCAGAUUGGAGUGGGAGCUAGAACAGAGAAAAAGGUUGUCUGCAAAUUUCAAGGAGACUCAGAAUAGCAAGAAUUUGAUAUCCCAAGAUAUCAAAAGCAAGAAGGAAUACUUAGAGAGCUUACAGCCUAAACUUGUCUCUAUAAUGCAGGCCACCAAACCAGUACAAGAGUCUCUGAACAUGAGAUUUGAUGAGAUCCAAGAGCAGCACCAGACUGCACAACAUCUUCCUCAGCCACUGUAUGUUCUGUACAUGCAGUCAUCUGCCUAUAAGGAGGCAUGUGAUAAGAAUAUGGCUGUCAGUAUAGAGGGAGAUGUUGAAGCAGCAAAAACAGUGGAAUCCCAACAAGACCAAGAGCAAGAUGAGGACAGUGACAGUGAUCAAGAGGAACAGGAACAGUCCAAGAGGAAAUCU